Molecule: messenger RNA, 1507 nt
Organism: Alnus glutinosa
Lineage: Eukaryota; Viridiplantae; Streptophyta; Magnoliopsida; Fagales; Betulaceae
Product: probable magnesium transporter NIPA9
Exons: 9
Coding region: 103-1245 (380 amino acids)
Biological process (GO): magnesium ion transport
Cellular component (GO): membrane
Molecular function (GO): magnesium ion transmembrane transporter activity
Source: RefSeq, a predicted model, not a curated record
UUCAGACCAAAACGCACAGGACAACCUACCGGAUUAGGUGAAACCCGAUUCCAUUAUCCAUUGAAGACCCAAAUUGAUCGCUUUGUUCAGAGAAAGAGAGAGAUGUGGGAAUCGAUCUGUUUAACGUUGGCGGCGACCGCUGGUAAUAACAUCGGCAAGGUCCUCCAGAAAAAGGGCACCAUCAUUCUUCCCCCUCUCUCUUUCAAGCUCAAGGUGAUAAGAGCAUAUGCUUUCAACAAAUCUUGGGUGAUUGGUUUUCUAAUGGAUAUAUUUGGAGCAAUUUUGAUGUUGAGGGCACUAUCUCAAGCUCCUGUAUCCGUCAUCCAGCCAGUUUCUGGCUGCGGACUUGCUAUUCUUUCUAUCUUUUCGCACUUUUAUCUGAAGGAAGUCAUGAAUGCUAUUGAUUGGAUGGGGAUUACUUUGGCGGGAAUUGGUACAAUAGGAGUUGGGGCUGGAGGUGAGGAGCAAGAGGCUACUGCCAUAUCUAUUUUUCAUUUACCGUGGCUGGCAUUCAUUGCUGCCAUCUUGUUUGUAGGUACCUUAUCCUGCGCACCAUCUGAUCUUAGUAUUGAUAUGUUUUUCUUGUCAGAAAUAUCCGUAGAAGAGUGUGCCAACUCCUGUUCGUAUGACCAGAUUUUGGUACUUCUCAAUGGAUGGCUUCGUAUCUGCAAACGCCAACGAAGAGAACAGGAGAUGAUGGAAUAUGAAGUUGUUGAAGAAAUUAUAUAUGGCUUGGAAUCUGGCAUUUUGUUUGGGAUGGCAUCUGUAAUAUCAAAGAUGGGAUUUGUAUUUUUGGAGCAGGGCUUCCACAAGAUGCUGGUACCUAUAUGCAUUUCAAUCAGCGUAGCUUUUAGUGGUACAGGAUUUUAUUAUCAGACUCGCGGUCUAAAGCAUGGAAGAGCAAUUGUAGUAUCCACAUGUGCUGCUGUGGCAUCAAUUGUGACUGGUGUACUUGCCGGCAUGCUUGCAUUAGGUGAACGUUUACCGUCAGCACCAACUGCUCGGGUUUCACUUCUGCUUGGAUGGUUACUUAUUAUUAUAGGCGUGAUUCUACUAGUGAGUUCAACACGGGUGCUGAGACACCUUCCACGGCCAUUACGGCAUUUUAUACAAAGGGGUGUUGACAGGAAUUUCAGCCUCAGACGAUCUGGAUCUGUUCGUGUUAGGGAUACAAACCCAAGUGCUGUUAUCCAGGCAGCCACAUUGCAGCAUUUGAUAUCAUGUCCUCCUAAAGCGAAGGCUUGAAUUUACAAUAGUGAGAAGAUUGUCGCAUAUGUCUAUGUUAAGAUUCUUGUUGAUGGUGUUGUAGAUGACAAGAAGUAUCUCCAUGAGGUCUUGAUUGAGAUUGGGUUGUAUAGUACGGUCAUGCUCACUGGUCUUAGAGGGCGUGUAGCUUUUUAGGUCAUUCCUUCUGUAAAACAUGCUCUGCUUGAUUUGUUCUGAAAAAUCUUUGAAGUUUGAAACUCUUGCCUACAUUCCAUUUAGUCAAUUAUUUUUUUAGUACUUA